Messenger RNA from Drosophila navojoa, 1513 nucleotides. RefSeq names its product geranylgeranyl pyrophosphate synthase quemao (gene qm). Gene Ontology annotation, molecular function: prenyltransferase activity. Gene Ontology annotation, biological process: isoprenoid biosynthetic process. Lineage: Eukaryota; Metazoa; Arthropoda; Insecta; Diptera; Drosophilidae. The record is from RefSeq and is a predicted model, not a curated record.
AUUCUGUUUAUAGUUGGUUUAACUGCUGUGAUGUGCACUGCGUCUGUCUGCUUUCGAGUUGAGCGGCCAAACAAACAAUUCUAGUCACGCGUAUUGAAAGCUUGGGCACUUCAAUAACCCGCUUGCAUAGCCAGCCUUUGCUGUGAACAACCAACAAAUACAAAAUAAACACAACCGCAAAAGCUCACACAACACGCUCCACAAAAUGGACGAGCUGAAUGGAAUAUUGCAAAAAACCAAAGAUAAAUCAACUCAAAGGGAACAGGACGAGAUUCUACUGCAGCCCUUUACAUAUAUACAGCAAAUACCUGGCAAACAGUUUCGCUCCGAAUUGGCCUUGGCCUUCAAUCACUGGUUGCUUAUACCGCCCGAAAAGUUGACGCAAAUUGGCGAGAUUGUACAAAUGCUGCAUAAUUCCAGUUUGCUCAUUGAUGAUAUUGAAGACAAUUCGAUACUUCGCAGAGGUGUGCCCGUUGCGCAUUCUAUUUAUGGCGUGGCGAGCACCAUCAAUGCGGCCAAUUAUACUCUGUUCCUGGCGUUGGAAAAAGUGCAGCAACUGGGCCAUCCAGAGGCAACCAAGGUGUACACGGAACAGCUAUUGGAACUGCAUCGCGGCCAAGGCAUGGAGAUUUACUGGCGCGAUAGCUUUACAUGUCCCUCCGAAUCUGAUUACAAACUGAUGACUAUACGUAAGACUGGGGGCCUGUUCAUGCUGGCCAUACGCCUGAUGCAGCUGUUCAGUGAGAACAAGGAGGAUUUCACAAAGUUAACAGCCAUUUUGGGCCUAUAUUUUCAAAUACGUGACGAUUACUGCAAUUUGAGUUUGAAAGAGUACACGGAAAACAAGAGCUUCGCGGAGGACUUGACUGAGGGCAAAUUUGGGUUUCCAGUCAUACAUGCAGUGCGUACGCAAAAGCAAGACAAACAGGUUUUGCACAUUUUGCGACAGCGCACGCACGACAUUGAGGUCAAGAAGUACUGCAUUAGCCUGUUAGAAAAGCUCGGCAGCUUUCAGUACACACGCAAGGUGCUCGAAAGUCUUGAUGCGGAGGCGCGUGCCGAGUUGACUCGUCUGGGUGGUAAUCCCUUCUUGGAUCGACUGCUCAAUAAGCUGUUGUCCUGGAAGAACAGCGAGAGCGCCAGUAUCACGCAGUCGAACCAAAUCAAUCACAACAAUGUCACACGCAGCCCCAACCAGAACACGCUCAACUGCAAUUAACAGCCAAAGAGGCAGAAGAGGGAGCAGUUGUGAAUUGCGAAUGGCAGAGCCAAAGCCCGUGCCGCAGCCGCCUCCUCUUUUGCUGCUAAUCCAAAAGCAACGCAACAGCCACAGCCACAGCCACAGACGCAGCAGCAGCAGCUACCACGACACCAAGCAGCCUGCUUCAGUGCGCCUUUGUUGCGUUUUCUUCGUAAACUAAAAAUCUUUUAAGGAUUUAAUAUGUACAUGUUCACUCACUUUGCCUCCCAAAGCUGCUCAAUGGCGAAUGUUUGAUUUUAUUUGAUCACACAA